Andrographis paniculata is the source of this 1650-nucleotide messenger RNA. Its product is annotated as auxin efflux carrier component 5-like. Gene Ontology annotation, molecular function: auxin efflux transmembrane transporter activity. The transcript has 5 exons. NCBI's taxonomy places the organism in Eukaryota, Viridiplantae, Streptophyta, Magnoliopsida, Lamiales, Acanthaceae. Gene Ontology annotation, biological process: auxin polar transport; auxin export across the plasma membrane. The coding region runs from base 169 to 1416 and encodes 415 amino acids. Gene Ontology annotation, cellular component: endoplasmic reticulum; plasma membrane. The record is from RefSeq and is a predicted model, not a curated record.
CUCAUGUACAAAAUAAAUACACACUCGCGCAUUCACAUUUCUACCAAAAACCCAAAACCAAAAACUAACUAAAAAACACCACACACUACAUUCUUUUUCUAGUGUACUAAACCAAAUCACAAGAUCGAAUCAAGAACAUCGAGAUCGAAUCAAGAUCGACCAAGAUCGAUGAUUACUUGGGGAGAUGUAUACAAGGUAGUGUCGGCCAUGGUGCCGCUCUACGUCGCGCUCGGCCUAGGCUUCCUCUCGAUCAAAGGAUGGCGAAUGUUCGAAAUCGAGCAAUGCAACGGUAUCAACCGAUUGAAUUGCUAUUUCGUCGUCCCUUUCUUCAAUCUCAAAUUCACCUCUUCAAUCAAUCCCUACAACAUGAGCCUUCGCUACAUUGCGAGCGACGUCGUCGCCAAGGCCAUCUUCGCCACGGUGUUAAUCGUGUGGGUCACCACCUCCAAAAAGGCCUCCGCGUCGUGGGCAAUUACGACUUUCUCCCUCGCGUGCUUGAACAACACCCUCGUCCUCGGCGUCCCCUUGCUCAGCGCAAUGUACGGACCGGCCGGGAGAGAUCUCGCCAUCACGUCGCAGGUCAUGCAAACUCUCAUUUGGUUUCCUACUCUUUUGUUUUUGUUGGAGUUUCAAUACGCUAAAACCGCGGCUAGACCCGCCGCUUUGGAUCCUCCGAGUCGAGAUCAACCGCCUCAUGUCGUCGUGGAAGUUGGACCCGACGCGACAAACGCCACAACAACAACAACAACAACGAAUAAUAGUAAUGUCCAAAACACGGCAAGCGAGAGUAAUGUCCAAAACACGGCGACCCAGAGUAAUGUCCAAAACACAGCAACCCAGAGUAAUGUCCAAAACACGGCAACCCAGAGUAAUGUUCAAAACACGGCGAGCCAAAGUAAUGUCCAAAACACGGCAAGCCAAAGUAAUUUGUCAACGAUUUUGAAGAAAGUUUUCUUGAAGCUCGCGGCGAACCCGAAUUCGUAUGCUUGUCCCAUUGGCCUCACUUGGGCUUUUUUGGCGCAGAGGUUUGAUAUCGAAUUACCAACCCUCGUACAAGGUUCGAUUAUGAUUAUGGCCAAUGCCGGAAGCUGCUUAGCAAUGUUCUCUCUCGGAAUUUUUAUGGCGUUGCAAGAGAAGGUAAUAUCAUGUGGCAUAAAGCGUGCCGCGUUCGCCUUGGUUUUGAGAUUUGUGGUCGGGCCACUUGUUAUGUUCUCAAGUUCUCUCGCCUUAGGCUUGAGAUCCAACAUUCUUCGAGUAGCAAUCAUGACGGCAGCUUUACCACAAUCGAUUUUAUCGUGUAUCAUCGCUCAAGAAUACAACGUCAACCCUACUGUCCUCAGCACAGCGGUUAUCUUCGGCAUGAUCAUAUCGCUCCCGCUCUUGAUUGGCUACUAUUCUAUCUUAGACAUUGUCUAACAUUCUUUGAUUGGCUACUAUUCUCUCUUAGAGGUUUCCUAACAUUCUUACAUAGAGUUUACUACAAUUUCUUCAAUGGAUUGAAUCCAUUCAUAAUUUUCAUUUGAGUUAACAAAAUUGUUCGAACAUUGAUGUAACAAGUUUAGUUCAUGUAGUUUUGUUACACGAAAAUGAAAUGGGCAAAAUAAUACACUAAGUAUUCUUGCCAAACUUGCCCAUUUUUGCAAAACUUAU